Phacochoerus africanus (Common warthog) is the source of this 4167-nucleotide messenger RNA. RefSeq lists its product as uncharacterized. Gene Ontology annotation, biological process: virion assembly; DNA integration. NCBI's taxonomy places the organism in Eukaryota, Metazoa, Chordata, Mammalia, Artiodactyla, Suidae. Gene Ontology annotation, molecular function: nucleic acid binding; RNA-DNA hybrid ribonuclease activity; zinc ion binding. The record is from RefSeq and is a predicted model, not a curated record.
CUUGGAGGUAAAGGGAUCCCCUUUGGAACGUGUGUGUCGGCUGGCGUCUCUGUUCUGAGUGUCUGUUUUCGGUGAUGCGCGCUUUCGGUUUGCAGCUGUCCUCUCAGACCGUGAGGACUGGAGGACUGUGAUCAGCAGACGUGCUAGGAGGAUCCCAGGCUGCCGCCCUGGGGGACGCCCCGGGAGGUGGGGAGAGCCAGGGACGCCUGGUGGUCUCCUACUGUCAGUCGGAGAACCAAGUUCUGUUGUUGAAGCGAAAGCUUCCCCCUCCGCGGCCGUCCGACUCUUUUGCCUGCUUGUGGAAGACGCGGACGGGUCGCGUGUGUCUGGAUCUGUUGGUUUCUGUUUCGUGUGUCUUUGUCUUGUGGGUCCUUGUCUACAGUUUUAAUAUGGGACAGACGGUGACGACCCCCCUUAGUUUGACUCUCGACCAUUGGACUGAAGUUAAAUCCAGGGCUCAUAAUUUGUCAGUUCAGGUUAAGAAGGGACCCUGGCAGACUUUCUGUGCCUCUGAAUGGCCGACAUUUGAUGUUGGAUGGCCAUCAGAGGGGACCUUUAAUUCUGAGAUUAUCUUGGCUGUUAAAGCAAUUAUUUUUCAGACUGGACCCAGCUCCCAUCCCAAUCAGGAGCCCUAUAUUCUUACGUGGCAAGAUUUGGCAGAAAGCCCCCCGCCGUGGGUUAAGCCCUGGCUAAAUAAACCAAGAAAGCCAGGUACCCAAAUUCUGGUUCUUGGAGAGAAAAACAAACACUCGGCCGAAAAAAUCAAAUCCUCUCCUAGUAUCUACCCCGAGAUUGAGGAGCCGCCGACUUGGCCGGAACCCCAACCUGUUCCCCCACCCCCUUAUCUGGCACAGGGGGCUGCGGGGGGACCCUCUGCCCCUCCUGGAGCCCCAGCGGCGGAGGGACCUGCUGCCGGGACUCGGAGUCGGAGAGGCGCUACCCCGGAGCAGACAGACGAGGUCGUGACAUUACCGCUGCGCACCUAUGGCCCUCCCAUGCCGGGGGGCCAAUUGCAGCCCCUCCAGUAUUGGUCCUUUUCUUCUGCAGAUCUCUAUAAUUGGAAAACUAACCAUCCCCCUUUCUCGGAGGGUCCCCAACGCCUCAUGGGGUUGGUGGAGUCCCUUAUGUUCUCUCACCAGCCUUCUUGAGAUGAUUGUCGACAGCUGCUGCAGACACUCUUCACAACCGAGGAGCGAGAGAGAAUUCUGUUAGAGGCUAGAAAAAAUGUUCCUGGGGCCGACGGGCGACCCACGCAGUUGCAAAAUGAGAUUGACAUGGGAUUUCCCUUGACUCGCCCCGGUUGGGACUACAACACGGCUAAAGGUAGGGAGAGCUUGAAAAUCUAUCGCCAGGCUCUGGUGGCGGGUCUCCGGGGCGUCACUAAUUUGGCUAAGGUAAGAGAGGUGAUGCAGGGACCGAACGAACCUCCCUCGGUAUUUCUUGAGAGGCUCAUGGAAGCCUUCAGGCGGUUCACCCCUUUUGAUCCUACCUCGGAGGCCCAGAAAGCCUCAGUGGCCCUGGCCUUCAUAGGGCAGUUGGCCCUGGACAUCAGAAGAAAACUUCAGAGACUAGAAGGGUUACAGGAGGCUGAGUUACCUGAUCUAGUGAAGGAGGCAGAGAAAGUGUAUUACAAAAGGGAGACAGAAGAGGAAAGGGAACAAAGAAAAGAAAGAGAGAAAGAGGAAAGGGAGGAAAGACGUGAUAGACGGCAAGAGAAGAAUUUGACUAAGAUCUUGGCCGCAGUGGUUGAAGGAAAGAGCAGUAGGAGAGAGAGAGAUUUUAGGAAAAUUAGGGCAGGCCCUAGACAGUCAGGGAACCUGGGCAAUAGGACCCCACUCGAUAAGGACCAGUGUGCAUAUUGUAAAGAAAAAGGACACUGGGCAAGGGACUGCCCCAAGAAGGGAAACAAAGGACCGAAGGUCCUAGCUCUGGAAGAAGAUAAAGAUCUGGCCAACUUCAGGAUCCAACACCCCCAGGUGACCCUCCUCCAGUACGUGGAUGACCUGCUUCUAGCGGGAGCCACCAAACAGGACUGUUUAGAAGGUACGAAGGCACUACUACUGGAAUUGUCUGACCUAGGCUACCGAGCCUCUGCUAAAAAGGCCCAGAUUUGCAGGAGAGAGGUAAUAUACUUGGGGUACAGUUUGCGGGACGGGCAGCGAUGGCUGACGGAGGCACGAAAGAGAACUGUAGUCCAGAUACCGGCCCCAACCAUAGCCAAGCAAGUGAGAGAGUUUUUGAGGACAGCUGGAUUUUGCAGACUGUGGAUCCUGGGGUUUGCGACCUUAGCAGCCCCACUCUACCCGCUAACCAAAAAAAAAAAAGGGGGGGGGGAAUUCUCCUGGGCUCCUGAGCACCAGAAGGCAUUUGAUGCUAUCAAAAAGGCCCUGCUGAGCACACCUGCUCUGGCCCUCCCUGAUGUAACUAAACCCUUUACUCUUUAUGUGGAUGAGCGUAAGGGAGUAGCCCAGGGAGUUUUAACCCAAUCCCUAGGACCUUGGAGGAGACCUGUUGCCUACCUGUCAAAGAAGCUCGAUCCUGUAGCCAGUGGUUGGCCCGUAUGCCUGAAGGCUUUCGCAGCUGUGGCCAUACUGGUCAAGGACGCUGACAAAUUGACUUUGGGACGGAAUAUAACUAUAAUAGCCCCCCAUGCGUUGGAGAACAUCGUCCGGCAGCCCCCAGACCGAUGGAUGACCAAUGCCCGCAUGACCCGCUAUCAAAGCCUGCUUCUCACAGAGAGGGUCACGUUCACUCCACCAGCCGCCCUCAACCCUGCCACUCUUCUGCCUGAAGAGACCGAUGAACCAGUGACUCAUGAUUGCCAUCAACUGUUGAUUGAGGAGACUGGGGUCCGCAAGGAUCUUACAGACAUCCCGCUGACUGGAGAAGUGCUGACCUGGUUCACUGAUGGGAGCAGCUAUGUGGUGGAAGGUAAGAGGAUGGCUGGGGCGGCAGUGGUGGAUGGGACCCGCACGAUCUGGGCCAGCAGCCUGCCGGAAGGAACUUCAGCACAAAAGGCUGAGCUCGUGGCCCUCACGCAAGCCUUGCGGCUGGCCGAAGGGAAAUCCAUGAACAUUUAGGCGGAUAGCAGGUAUGCAUUUGCGACUGCACACGUGCACGGGGCUAUCUAUAAACAGAGGGGGUUACUUACCUCAGCAGGGAGGGAAGUCAAGAAUAAAGAGGAAAUUCUGAGCUUAUUAGAGGCCCUACAUUUGCCAAAAAGGCUAGCCAUCAUACAUUGCCCUGGGCAUCAGAAAGCCAGAGAUCUCAUCUCCGAAGGAAACCAGAUGGCUGACCAGGUCGCCAAGCAGGCAGCCCAGGGUGUUAACCUACUACCUAUAAUAGAGACGUCCAAAGCCCCAGAACCCGGACGGCAGUGCACCCUAGAAGACUGGCAAGAAAUAAAAAAGAUAGAACGGUUCUCUGAGACCCCAGAGGGGAUUUGCUGCACCCCAGAAGGGAAGGAAAUCCUGCCCCACAAAGGGUUGGAAUACGUCCAACAGAUGCAUCGUCUAACCCACCUAGGAGCUAAGCAUCUGCAGCAGUUAGUCAGAACAUCCCCCUAUCAUGUUCUGAAAUUACCAGGAGUGGCUGACUCGGUGGUCAAACAUUGUGUGCCCUGCCAGCUCGUUAAUGCUAAUCCUUCCACGAUACCUCCGGGAAAGAGACUAAGGGGAAGCCACCCAGGCGCUCACUGGGAAGUGGACUUCACUGAGGUAAAGCCGGCUAAAUACGGAAACAAAUAUCUAUUGGUUUUUGCAGACACUUUUUCAGGAUGGGUCGAGGCUUAUCCUACUAAGAAAGAGACUUCAAGCGUGGUGGCUAACAAUAUUGGAGGAAAUUUUUCCGAGAUUUGGAAUACCUAAGGUAAUAGGGUCAGACAAUGGUCCAGCUUUUGUUGCCCAGGUGAGUCAAGGACUGGCCAAGAUAUUGGGGAUUGAUUGGAAACUGCAUUGUGCAUACAGACCCCAAAGCUCAGGACAGGUAGAGAGGAUGAAUAGAACCAUAAAAGAGACCCUUACCAAAUUGACCUCAGAGACUGGCAUUAAUGAUUGGAUAGCUCUCCUGCCCUUUGUGCUCUUCAGGGUUAGGAACACCCCUGGACAGUUUGGGCUGACCCCCCCGUUGGUAGAAAUUGCCUCUGUACAUAGUGCUGAUGUGCUGCUU